Messenger RNA from Solanum dulcamara, 2358 nucleotides. RefSeq lists its product as uncharacterized. The transcript has 17 exons. The coding region runs from base 223 to 2079 and encodes 618 amino acids. Gene Ontology annotation, molecular function: 5'-nucleotidase activity. The record is from RefSeq and is a predicted model, not a curated record. Lineage: Eukaryota; Viridiplantae; Streptophyta; Magnoliopsida; Solanales; Solanaceae.
AAAUAUCUUUAAGAAAAAAUAGUGUCAACUUUUUGACAAAUAGAAAAGGGAAAAAAGUCCCAAUUUUUGCGAUCAUUGGUCGUUAGUGUUGUUAAAUUGCUAAAAUUCUGGUAAAGCAUUAACGUCACUGCCCGGCGGCAAACGUACCGGCGGCGGUGAGUGGUGGAAUUCAGCUUCAGCCGCCGGCAUACCGGAAGAAAACACAGACAAAAAUUCACGCACAUGAGCUGUUCGACAGUUUGCCAAGCUGUAGCAAGCUGCAUGAGUAUACCAAAUAGUACUAGUAGAAGUCCGGCCGUAUUCUCAAAUACCCAGAAAUUCGAUGGUGCAUUGGUGUUCCGUUCAUCUGUUUCGUAUAAUCGAGUGAAUGGUUUCUCCUCCUGUCGCUGCAGCGCCACUACGUCGGUUCCUCCUGGAGAGGAUGUAUUCUCAGUUGUCACUUCUUCGACAACGUCUGAAGUGGAUUACCUUGGCGAAAGCACCAAAGGCGAUUUGAAUCUCAAUUUUGGAAUUGAUGGCAAGGCAUUGCAAGGCCCUGUUGAGGAGGUGGCAAAGAUGGAAGCUCAAGAGGCAGAGAACUUGCUUCAACACUUGGGCAUUCCGGUUCCAUAUAAUGCUCGACAUUCGCCGCGUGGUAUAUUUUGCAGCCGCACAUUAAAUCUACGAUCAAUCAGUGCAAUUGGAUAUGAUAUGGACUAUACACUAAUGCACUAUAACGUGAUGGCCUGGGAAGGAAGGGCUUAUGAUUACUGCCUGGAGAAUCUGAGAAAUGUGGGUUUCCCUGUUGAUGGGCUUGCAUUUGACCCUGAUCUGGUGAUUAGAGGUCUUGUAAUAGACAAAGAGAAAGGUAACCUGGUUAAAGCAGACAGAUUUGGAUAUAUUAAGAGAGCGAUGCAUGGAACAAGAAUGCUCUCAACUCGAGAAGUGAGUGAGAUCUACGGGAGAGAACUGGUUGAUCUGCGUAAGGAGAGUAGAUGGGAGUUCCUCAAUACACUAUUCUCAGUUUCAGAAGCAGUGGCUUAUAUGCAGAUGGUAGAUAGGCUGGAUAAAGGAGUUAUAGGACCAGAUCUCUGUCCAAAUGAGUAUAAAGGGCUUUACAAGGCUGUCGGUAAGGCACUCUUCAGGGCACAUGUAGAAGGCCAGCUGAAGAGCGAGAUAAUGUCCAAUCCUGAAUUAUUUGUGGAACCUGAUCCUGAGCUACCUUUGGCAUUAUUGGAUCAAAAGGAGGCUGGGAAGAGGCUCUUACUCAUUACAAAUUCAGAUUAUCAUUACACAGACAAAAUGAUGCAGCAUUCGUUCAAUCGGUACCUUCCAAAUGAUAUGAGCUGGCGAGAUCUAUUUGAGAUGGUUAUAGUCUCAGCUAGGAAGCCAGAAUUCUUCCAAAUGGCGCACCCAAUGUAUGAAGUAGUGACUGGUGAAGGUCUGAUGCGUCCUUGUUUUAAGGCUCGCCCAGGUGGAUUGUACUCUGGAGGAAGCGCUCAGAUGAUUGAGAGUUCUCUUAACGUUCAUGGAGAUGAAAUCUUAUAUGUCGGUGAUCAUAUAUAUACAGAUGUAAGCCAAUCCAAAGUCCAUCUUCGGUGGAGAACUGCUUUGAUUUGUCGAGAACUAGAGGAGGAGUAUAAUGCGUUAAUUCAUAGUCAACAAGAGAGAGCUACUUUGAUAGAUCUUAUCAAUAAAAAAGAGGUUUUAGGUGAUCUCUUUAACCAACUGCGGCUUGCUCUUCAGAGGAGGACCGAGGGACGUCCUGCACAGACCCUUGCUGCCACACAUAUGGAAGAUAAUGAACUCACAGAAAGCAUGCAAAAGCUACUUGUUGUUAUGCAGAGGCUAGAUCAGAAAAUUGGUCCAAUGUUGGAUGAGGAUGGAGAGCUUUUCAACAAAAGAUGGGGUUAUCUUUCACGUGCAGGUCUGUGGGAUAAAAGUCACUUGAUGCGUCAAAUUGAAAAAUACGCUGAUAUUUAUACGUCCAGAGUUUCAAACUUUCUCCACUAUACACCUUUCAUGUAUUUCCGCGCCCAAGAACAGAAUCUCGCUCAUGAUUCAUACACAUUUGACCAUCUACGACGUGAGGAGAAUUAGCUGCUAACAGGAGCGGCAGAAUCUCACUAUAACUCUUGGCCAAUCCUUGUUGUAUUAUAUGUAGAUGUUGUAUUCGGCAUCAUCUAUCCUCCACUCUUGUACCCCAACCCCACAAUCCUGCUUCAACUUGCUGUUGGGGGACUCUAGUAUACGCUAUCGAAUGGCAUAGCUAUGCUAUUGUACAAGUAAACCGUUGAGGAAGGUCAUAAUAAUCACUAGAAAAACUUAAUUCAUCAAAUUGACUCAUGUUUAGUGAAAUUUAGAUCUCUUUGAUGAUGC